AUGAAGAAUCGCAUCAGGGCGCAUUUAAUCAACACAGCAUUUCUUGGCAUCUCACUUGCUAUCUCGUUAUUGCUCUUUCAACGUGGUUUUCUUUUGAAACGGGUUGAACUCUCGUCUCGUAGCUCGUGUUCCGACGUAGCCACUCCACGUGGGGCCUGCUGGCUUCCGGCUCAGUACGAUCGAGCUGUCAUCAUUCUUAUUGAUGCUUUGCGCCAUGACUUUAUCCUGCCACCGACUGAUCUCAACAACACCGCUGCUUAUUUGGGUCAUAUGCAUACGAUCGCUGGUCUACUUGCCAAUCAUAGCGAUUCAGCAGUGCUAAUGCAAUUCCACGCUGACCCCCCAACUACCACGAUGCAGCGCUUGAAAGCGCUCACCACCGGUUCGCUUCCAACCUUCAUCGAUGCCAGCUCUAAUUUUGCAAGCACAGCAGUUAUGGAGGAUAACUGGAUUGAUCAGAUUGUUGCGACAAAUCGAAGUGUGAUUAUGCUUGGCGAUAGGUAUCUCUUUAUCCGACUCAAUUCAAACGCAGCUAUCAUGCCCCAUCUUUCGAUAUUAACGAUAUCCAUACAGUCGACCGAAAACCUAUACAAGGAGCUGUCAAAAUCAGAUUGGAAUGUGCUCCUUGCACACUUCCUGGGCGUUGAUCAUUGCGGCCACAAAUAUGGUCCCGAUCAUCCGGCAAUGGCUCGCAAACUGAAACAGAUGAAUGGAGUGAUAAAGAAAGUGCUCAAAUACAUAGACAAUAAAACGCUGCUGGUGGUGGACAUCGUGCCAACAUUAAGUCUGCUGCUGGACAUGCCAAUUCCGUAUUCGAGUAUUGGAACGCUAAUUGAUUGUGUCAUCGAUCCAGAACAUCGAUCGGUGGCAAUAAGCAGUAAUGCGGAACAAAUGAUGCGCUACGGACGGACGGUUGUUGCAGAAACAGAGUUACCCGAGCUGGAUUUGCUGAUACGCGAAUUCGAAACGAACGGCAAUGUCAAUAAUUCGAUUGACUAUAUGCACCGCUUGCAGGACCUUCUGCGCGUUUCUUGGACCGAAUUCAACGAUAACUUCAUGCGUAUCGGCUUCCUUUCUCUAGUUGAUGCCGUCUUAGCUAUUUACGAUGCCUUAUAUACCGGAUAG
Gongylonema pulchrum is the source of this 1125-nucleotide messenger RNA. The record is from the annotation of a GenBank genome assembly. NCBI's taxonomy places the organism in Eukaryota, Metazoa, Nematoda, Chromadorea, Rhabditida, Gongylonematidae.